Closterium sp. Naga37s-1 is the source of this 2395-nucleotide messenger RNA. The record is from the annotation of a GenBank genome assembly. Lineage: Eukaryota; Viridiplantae; Streptophyta; Zygnematophyceae; Desmidiales; Closteriaceae.
AGCUGCAGAGGAGUCAGAGGAGUGGAGCAGGGAGAGGAGGGAGAAGAGGGACAUGGAGCGCCAUGGGGGGUGGUGGCGGGUGAAGAUGGACACGGACGAGCUGCCUGGCUUCUGGCUGCCCCCCCCCAUCGUGUCGUUUGAAGAGAGCCUUGUGCGCCGCUUCCGGGGCUACCGCAAGCAGCUCUACUACACACUUAUGUGGCGGGGAGUGGCGGCAUGGCCAGUGGAUCUAGGGGUGAGCAAGGAGGAGGCGGUGGGUGACAGUGGCGGAGUGGCUGGAGGUCUGACCCUGCCCCAUCUCUUCCCUUUCCCCCACAUCACCCCGCUCCUCCCUCCGCCCCCCCACCUUUCUCUCGUCUACCGUUUCUCCUUUCUUCCAGGGAGUGGCGGCGUGGCCGGCGGAUCUAGGGGCGGCGAGCAAGAUGGUGGUGGGGGAGCUGAGGCAGGAGCUGGCGGGGCAGGGGCUGCCCACCGAUGGCAACCGCGCCGUGCUGAGCUGGCGGGGCAGGGGCUGCCCACCGAUGGGAACCGCGCCGUGCUGUAUGCGCGGGUGCAGCGUGCUAGGCGGCUGAAUAAGGCUCUUGGGAAGCCCCUGUGGACGCCGCAAACCAGAGAACCCGUCAUGCAGGCGAGUGCGAGAGUGGAGUAUCUGUUGGAACAUCUCACACUGGACGGCACAGCAGCGUCGUAUUGUGGCUGCAGCCUGCAGGCGAGUGCGAGAGUGGAGUAUCUGUUGGAGCACCUGACACUGGACGGCACAGAAGCGUCCUGGCCGCAGGUGAUCGAGAUGAUCGACUCAAUUCCGCCCCAUAUCGCGAGUGCGAGAGUGGAGUAUCUCCUGGAACACCUCACACUGGACGGCAGCGUCGUAUUGUGGCUGCAGCCUGCAGGUGAUAAAGAUGAUCGGCUCAAGUCCUUCCCAUUCCUUCCCCACACCCCCCUGCUCUUACAGGCGAGUGCGAGAGUGGAGUAUCUGUUGGAGCACCUGACACUGGACGGCACAGCAGCGUCGUGGCCGCAGGCGAGCGCAAGAGUGGAGUAUCUGUUGGAGCACCUGACCCUGGACGGCACGGCAGCAUCGUGGCCGCAGGUGAUAGAGAUGAUGAGGGAGAGCGAGCGGCGGGCGAAUGAGGCGCAGCAGCAGCGCGAGCAGGACGAGCGGCAGCGGGAAGCAGACGAGAAGCAGCGGGCGGCCGACGAGCGGCAGCGCGUGGAAGACAAGCGGAUCCGGGCGGCACUGUCCGGCGGGGAGGAAGAGGACGAGGAGGAGGAUGAAGAAUUGGACGAAGAAGAGGAGGAGGAGGAAGAAGACGAGGAUGAUGAAGAUGAGGAGGAAGAGGAGGAGGAGGAGGAGGAGGAGGAGGAGUUAGAAGUUGACGAUGUGAUAGAUGAUGAGGAGGAUGAGGACGAGGAGGAGGAGGAGGGGGCGGUGGGGGAAGAGGACGAGGCGGUGGACGAGGAGGAGGUGGCGCCAGGGCAGGCGGGCGGCAUGCUGGGCGGCGGAGCAGAGAGGGAGGUGUCGGUGCUGGCCAUGGAGGAGGAGGGCAUGCGGGGCGGCGGCGGGCUGCUCACAUCGCAGCUUGUGGGCAGCGGUGGUGGGAGCGCUGCAGGCAGAGCCAAGGCUAAAUCGUCGGACCUGUAUGACGAUGAGGACGAGGGGGAGGUGCAUGCAGCAGCACCAGCCAUCCUAGCCGGAUCGGCCGCGCAGGCAGCAGAGGAGGACGAGGAGAUGCAGGCGUUCCGAGCGGAGGAGGACCUCAUUCCGCUCUCCACCACUCUGGACGGCAUAUUCACCUUGGAGGAGCGGUGGGGGCACUGGUGGGAGCGGGCUGACAAGGAGCGGGUCGUGCAGCCGUGGAGCGAGAGGGUGGAGCUUGAUAUUGCUUGGAGCAUCUUUCAACUGGUGAUUGAGCUGGGCGGCGUGCUGACCCUGGCAGACUGCUGCAUGGUGCUGUGGGCGGCAGUGGACGGCAACGAUUGUCGUAUUAUGCAGGGGGUGGUCGAGAAGUCGCACGCGAUUGGUCACAAGUUCGGCAUCAACCUCUACAAGACGGUGGUCAACACGUGCCUUGGGCUCCUGGAGAUAGACACAGCAGUUGCAAUCUUGGAAGAUAUGCAGCGAGCGGGCGUCCAACCAGGCGAUGACAUGUGGCAGCAUGUGGACGAGGCCCGCCGGGUGGCGGCUGAGCGGGUCGUCGAGGAGCAACGGCGGCGAGAGGCUGCUGAGGUGGCAGCUGCAGAAGCGGCAGCUGCUGAUGUGGCGGCUGGUGCUGUGACUGGUGAAGUCCCACCAUUCAUGCAAGGCGAGGAGAGUGGAGUUGAUGGGAAAGAAGCAGGUUUGGAUAAAAGUGAAGGAGCCUCCGGAGGAGGGUUAUCAAGUGGAAUGGACAAAUAA